Molecule: messenger RNA, 699 nt
Organism: Aspergillus glaucus CBS 516.65
Lineage: Eukaryota; Fungi; Ascomycota; Eurotiomycetes; Eurotiales; Aspergillaceae
Exons: 3
Coding region: 141-569 (142 amino acids)
Source: RefSeq, a predicted model, not a curated record
AUUCCAGCUGGGACUGGAGGACACCUGCUCUACAUUACAAAAGACACUAAUCGACCUUCGCACAAUUUCGCCGGACGAACGAAUAUCCAAGCCAUUACUCAUCUAUUCUCGAUAACCUUUUGCUUUCCAACACAAUCGUGAUGGGCAGGCUCAUCAAAAACCACUGGGCACGACUAAUCAUCCUCACAGCAGCAGCCUUCCAAAUAGGUAGCGCAAUUGAAGGCUUCAUCUGGCCCAAAAUCCUCUGGGACUUCAUGACCAAAAACCUCAACGGCGCCGUAAAACCAGCCCCGAUCCUCCAAAUCCUCAACCUAUUCAUGGGCCUCGUGGGACUAGCAUGGGAAUGGCCAUUGAAGUUUGUCGCGGGGACAUUCCCGCACCGCAGUAUCGAGACGAGACUUGUUAUUUAUCCGUUGAGUGCGAUGUUCGCGGCGCUGCUUUAUCAGGGGACGCAUCCGGCGCUUUAUUAUUUGGUCGGUAUGGGGGUUUAUUUUUGGGCUUAUACGGAGGGGGAGAUUGUGUGCGCUGAGCCGUGGACGUUGCCGAGGAGGAAGAUUGUUGGGGUAUAGCAGUUGAUUUGCAUACCGGAAGAUAUCGAUUAUAUUUGGAUUUUUAUGAGUUACGAUACCAAGCGUUAUGAUACCCAUUUUCAGCGACUUUUGUUUUCCAUCAGUUCGACGAGAUUUCCAGCAUCCGGGU